Molecule: messenger RNA, 806 nt
Organism: Tripterygium wilfordii
Lineage: Eukaryota; Viridiplantae; Streptophyta; Magnoliopsida; Celastrales; Celastraceae
Exons: 4
Coding region: 158-487 (109 amino acids)
Source: RefSeq, a predicted model, not a curated record
CCAGAUAGAGCCUGAGCAUCCGAACUUUGUUGGAGGUUCACAAGUACCUUAGGAGGACUGAACGUUAAUGAUAUAAUUCAGAGGACUGCGGGCAGACUAGAGUCUCUUCACUCUGAGGGUGUUCACGUAUGGAUAUACUUUGGAAGAAGACGCUGAUAUGGAUAUGAUGAAUAUUGACUGGCCGGCGGAUUCUGUUGAAAAAGCUAAGAUAAUCCGAACAAAGGCACAAACGAUAACCAGUUAUGUUGAAGCAGUUUCCAGCAGUUUUAUCACAGGGAUAUCUGAUGUGGCUGAAGCUUAUCUUGCAGCCAUUAAGGCUGCAAGUGCUGAUUCCCAAGAAGUUAUUCCGCAGAAAUCUUUCCAAGAAAAAGCCAACGUCUACUCAGAAAAUCUCCGUGCUGAUCAAAACACAGCAGUCGCGAAAAUGCAAGAUGGGCUCCAAUACCUGUCGUACGUGGUCCUUUCUACUUCAAUGCCGGUUGGUUGAGAAAUUAGAUUUUAGUUUGUCAUAGUCAUUCAGUUAGCUAGUUAGUUGUAUUUUGUAAAUAGUUGUAUAUAGAACAUAAGGCGCAUUGCGGUGUCUCAUUGAGUUGAACUCAUUUAGACUAAGAGUGUGUUUGGAUUGAGGGAUUUGGAGGGAAGAAAAAGGAAGCGAAAUAGAGUUUUCUUCCAAUUCCCUUGUUUGGAUAGUUUAUUACAAAUUAAGGGGAGGAUUUGAGGAGAUUUGGGAGGAAUAUUUCAUUAAAUUUUUAUUAAAAUUCUCUCUCUAAAAUGGAGUCAUUUGGAGGGAAGGAAUUACUAAUUAA